AUGAGACAAAGCAGAGGUCACGAACCAGUAAAGAUCAAGAGUGCUGAAAAAGAUUAACUUAUCGCUGAGUUAAGAUAGCAACUAUAUGAUUUAAAGAGCCAAGACAGAGACUACCGUGGUGUAAGCGAUGAGAUCAUUAACACAGAGAAUCGCUACAAGAUACUAGCUGAUGAUAAAGUGAGAUCAGAUCUAGAGCAAAGAGCCAGAAUCAACAGAGAUAUGGAUGAAGUUGCCGACCUUAGAAAGUAGAUUGACGAUUUGAAGUACUUGCUUGCUGAAAAGACUAAGCAAGGUAUGGAUUUACAAGAUGAAUUACAAAGAUCGAAGAGAGUACUUGAAGAGAAACACUAUGAAGGAAUUAGAUUAAAUGAUGAGAAUUCUAAGAGAUCUGAUUCCAAUCUCGAUUUAAGAGAGAGAGCUAACGAGCUAGAAAAGGAAAUUGAAUACUUAAAAGCCCAAAAGGCAGAUAACUGGAGAGAAAUCAACAGACUGAAAGAAGUGAACGAUUAGAGAGUAAAGGAAGGAGGUGACCAAUAGGACAGAUUGAAGUCCCUCGACUACGAUUUAUCAAGAACAUAAUUGAGAAUCGAAGACACUCAAAAACUUAUCGACGCUAGAAGCUACGACCUUAGAAAUAAAUAAAUCCUCCUCGACGAUGUUCAUAAGGAACUCGCCAGAGUAAAGGAGCUUAACAUUAGACAGGGUUCUGAGGGAUCUCUCUUAAGAAGAGACAACGACAAGUCAUAAGCAGAAAUCUAUGACUUAAGAAAAGAAAUUGACUAUAGCAUCGCUAGAAACGGUGAUUUAUCAACUCAAAUUAGGGACCUUGAAUUCAGAAUAAAAGAUAAGGAUGAUCAGUUAUACGCUUUGAGAAAGGAUCUUGACUCGUAGAAGUAUUCCAAUUCAUCUCAAAGAGACGCCAAUGUAGACUUGCUGAAUGAGAAGGACGCUCUUGAGAAGCACUCCGCUGUUCUUCAAGGACAAAAUGCUGACAUCACUAGAGAGCUAGAUAAAUUCUGCGAAACUGACGAGUACGUGAGAACUCAACUCGACAGAAGAGGCAGAGUUUACGGAAUGAGAUCAAAGAACGAGAACGAGCUCCAACAAAGCUACUACAGGAUUGAGGAGGUUAGAUCUAGAUCCCCCCAAAGAAGAUACUGA
Molecule: messenger RNA, 1161 nt
Organism: Stylonychia lemnae
Lineage: Eukaryota; Ciliophora; Spirotrichea; Sporadotrichida; Oxytrichidae
Source: the annotation of a GenBank genome assembly